Messenger RNA from Eremothecium cymbalariae DBVPG#7215, 1017 nucleotides. RefSeq lists its product as uncharacterized. The transcript has a single exon. The record is from RefSeq and is a predicted model, not a curated record. Gene Ontology annotation, biological process: fungal-type cell wall organization. Gene Ontology annotation, molecular function: structural constituent of cell wall. NCBI's taxonomy places the organism in Eukaryota, Fungi, Ascomycota, Saccharomycetes, Saccharomycetales, Saccharomycetaceae. Gene Ontology annotation, cellular component: fungal-type cell wall. The coding region runs from base 1 to 1017 and encodes 338 amino acids.
AUGAAAUUGGAUAAUACUACCACCACUUUUGCCGUCACUGCUGCUUUUGCCGGUACUGCCAUGUCCGCAUAUAUUGCAGGGGAGCCUUGGACCACAUUGACUCCAUCAAAAACAUAUGAAAAUGGAUUGACUGAUUUUGGAUCCACUUUUGGUAUUGCUGUCAUGCCAGUCACCACUCAAGUGUCUUCUUCCGCUACUCCUGUUGCUAAGAGAGAUCUAGAGGCGGUGUCACAGAUCGGCGAUGGCCAGAUCCAGGCUACCACCAAGACUACUGCUCCUGCAAUCUCUCAGAUCGAUGAUGGCCAGAUCCAGGCUACCACCAAGACUACUGCUCCUGCAAUCUCUCAGAUCGAUGAUGGCCAGAUCCAGGCUACCACCAAGACUACUGCUCCUGCAAUCUCUCAGAUCGAUGAUGGCCAGAUCCAGGCUACCACCAAGACUACUGCUCCUGCAAUCUCUCAGAUCGAUGAUGGCCAGAUCCAGGCUACCACCAAGACUACUGCUCCUGCAAUCUCUCAGAUCGAUGAUGGCCAGAUCCAGGCUACCACCAAAACUACUACUACCUUAAAGCCAUCCGAAGAUCCAGUUUCUCAAAUAGGUGACGGUCAAAUUCAAGCCACCGGCACACCAUCGAAUAAUGAUGGUCAGGAUAGUGAUGACGAUGAGACUGGUGACGAGACUGAGACUGAAGACAGUGAUGAUCCUAUAAAGGCGGUUUCCUGUAAAAACAACGGAACUUUGCAAAUGCUUUUGAAAGACUCAGUUCUUGUAGAUGCACAUGGCAGAAUUGGUUCGAUUGUGGCCAACAGACAGUUCCAAUUCGACGGUCCUCCUCCUCAAGCCGGUACUAUCUUUGCUAAGGGCUGGUCUUUGACCCCAGAAGGUAACUUGGCUAUAGGUGACAAUGACCUUUUCUACCAAUGUCUAUCUGGUACCUUCUACAAUCUAUAUGAUGAAUCCAUUGGUGCCCAAUGUUCUCCAGUUCACUUGCAAGCAAUCGAGUUGAUUGAUUGUUAA